AUGGGAUCGCUGCUUGGGUUCCUGGCCCUGUUGCUGCUCUGGGGUGCUAUGGCUGAAGGCCCAAGCAAGAAAGUGCUGACCCUGGAAGGGGACCUGGUGCUGGGUGGGCUGUUUCCAGUGCACCAGAAAGGUGGACCGGCUGAGGAAUGCGGUCCGGUCAAUGAGCAUCGGGGCAUCCAGCGUCUGGAAGCCAUGCUUUUCGCCCUGGAUCGCAUCAACCGUGACCCCCACCUGCUACCUGGGGUGCGCCUGGGCGCCCACAUCCUGGACAGCUGCUCCAAGGACACGCACGCCCUGGAGCAGGCACUGGACUUCGUGCGUGCCUCCCUCAGCCGUGGGGCAGAUGGCUCCCGCCACAUCUGCCCCGACGGCUCCUACGCCACCCACGGGGACGCCCCCACCGCCAUCACCGGGGUCAUCGGUGGCUCCUACAGUGACGUCUCCAUCCAGGUGGCCAACCUCCUUCGGCUGUUUCAGAUCCCACAGAUCAGCUACGCCUCCACCAGCGCCAAGCUGAGCGACAAGUCCCGCUAUGACUACUUCGCCCGCACGGUGCCCCCAGACUUCUUCCAAGCCAAGGCCAUGGCUGAGAUUCUCCGCUUCUUCAACUGGACUUACGUAUCCACGGUGGCAUCCGAGGGAGACUACGGGGAGACGGGCAUCGAGGCCUUCGAAUUGGAGGCCCGGGCCCGGAACAUCUGCGUGGCCACGUCGGAGAAAGUCGGCCGGGCCAUGAACAGAGCCGCCUUUGAGGGUGUCGUCCGGGCUCUGUUGCACAAACCCAGCGCCCGGGUGGCCGUCCUGUUCACCCGAUCGGAGGAUGCCCGUGAACUCCUGGCUGCCACCCAGCGUCUCAACGCCAGCUUCAUCUGGGUGGCCAGCGAUGGCUGGGGGGCCCUGGAAAGUGUGGUGGCCGGCAGUGAGAAGGCCGCUGAAGGAGCGAUCACCAUAGAGCUGGCCUCCUACCCCAUCGAUGACUUUGCCUCCUAUUUCCAGAGCCUAGAUCCCUGGAACAACACUCGGAACCCCUGGUUCCGGGAAUUCUGGGAACAGAGAUUCCACUGUAGUUUCCGCCAGCGAGAUUGUGCCACCCACUCGCUGAGGGCCGUGCCCUUCGAACAAGAGUCCAAGAUCAUGUUCGUGGUCAACGCCGUGUACGCCAUGGCGCAUGCAUUACACAACAUGCACCGGGCUCUGUGUCCCAACACCACCGGCCUCUGCCAGGCCAUGAGGCCCGUCAACGGGCGUCGACUCUAUAAGGACUUCGUGCUCAAUGUCAAGUUUGACGCCCCCUUCCGCCCGGCUGACACGCACAGCGAAGUCCGCUUUGACCGCUUUGGGGACGGCAUUGGCCGCUAUAACAUCUUCACCUAUCUGCGGGCCGGCAGCGGGCGCUACCGUUACCAAAAGGUGGGCUAUUGGGCGGAAGGCCUGACUCUGGACACCAGCCUCAUCCCGUGGGCCUCCGCUUCAUCCGGGCCUCUGCCUGCCUCUCGCUGCAGUGAGCCCUGUCUCCCCAAUGAGGUGAAGAGCGUGCAGCCGGGUGAGGUGUGCUGCUGGCUUUGCAUCCCUUGCCAACCCUAUGAAUACCGCGUGGACGAGUUCACCUGUGCCGACUGCGGACUGGGCUAUUGGCCCAAUGCCACCCUGACUGGCUGUUUUGAGCUGCCCCAGGAAUAUAUCCGCUGGGGGGAUGCCUGGGCCGUGGGACCUGUCACCAUUGCCUGUCUGGGUGCCCUGGCCACCCUGUUCGUGUUGGGUGUCUUCGUAAGACACAAUGCCACCCCUGUGGUAAAAGCAUCUGGCCGGGAGCUGUGUUACAUCCUGUUAGGAGGCGUCUUCCUGUGCUAUUGUAUGACCUUCAUCUUCAUUGCCAAACCGUCUACCGCAGUGUGCACCUUACGCCGCCUUGGUUUAGGCACGGCCUUCUCCGUCUGCUACUCAGCCCUGCUCACGAAGACCAAUCGGAUUGCUCGUAUUUUCGGGGGGGCCCGGGAGGGGACCCAGAGACCCAGGUUCAUCAGCCCAGCGUCUCAGGUAGCCAUCUGCCUUGGCUUGAUCUCGGGCCAGCUGCUCAUCGUGACCGCCUGGCUGGUGGUGGAGGCUCCAGGUACGGGGAAGGAGACGGCGCCCGAACGGAGAGAGGUGGUCACGCUGCGGUGUAACCACCGUGAUGCCAGCAUGCUGGGCUCCCUGGCCUACAACGUGCUGCUCAUUGCCCUCUGCACGCUCUACGCCUUCAAGACGCGCAAGUGUCCCGAGAACUUCAACGAGGCCAAAUUCAUCGGCUUUACCAUGUACACCACCUGCAUCAUCUGGCUGGCGUUCCUGCCCAUCUUCUACGUCACCUCCAGUGACUAUCGGGUGCAGACCACAACCAUGUGCGUGUCGGUCAGCCUCAGUGGCUCCGUCGUGCUCGGCUGCCUCUUUGCUCCCAAACUCCACAUCAUCCUCUUCCAGCCACAGAAGAACGUGGUGAGCCACCGGACCCCCACCAGCCGCUUCAGCAGCGCUGCCCCCCGGGGCAGCUCCAGCCACGGCCAAGGCUCUGGCUCCCAGUUUGUCCCGACGGUGUGCAACGGCCGAGAGGUAGUGGAUUCCACCACGUCAUCACUUUGA
Messenger RNA from Dipodomys spectabilis (banner-tailed kangaroo rat), 2619 nucleotides. RefSeq names its product glutamate metabotropic receptor 2 (gene Grm2). The record is from RefSeq and is a predicted model, not a curated record. Gene Ontology annotation, molecular function: group II metabotropic glutamate receptor activity. Gene Ontology annotation, cellular component: membrane. NCBI's taxonomy places the organism in Eukaryota, Metazoa, Chordata, Mammalia, Rodentia, Heteromyidae. The transcript has 5 exons. Gene Ontology annotation, biological process: G protein-coupled glutamate receptor signaling pathway; regulation of synaptic transmission, glutamatergic. Bases 1 to 2619 code for a protein of 872 amino acids.